Molecule: messenger RNA, 3115 nt
Organism: Drosophila takahashii
Lineage: Eukaryota; Metazoa; Arthropoda; Insecta; Diptera; Drosophilidae
Gene: MICAL-like
Product: MICAL-like protein
Molecular function (GO): protein binding
Source: RefSeq, a predicted model, not a curated record
GAUUGUCUUGAGAUUAUUUGAGUCACCGCUUUGCCUUGUUUACAUUAAAUGUAAUUUUCGCCAGAGAAAUCAGAACUGAUUUUAUUUGCAACUCAAGUGGCAUAAUGUUUUUUCUGUUGUUUGCUUAGUCCCAAAUUUGUCCGAGUUGUUUUCGUUCGGAUUACUUAAGCGAUAGGCCAGCAGUUAACCAGCAGUUACCAAGAUGACCGAUCGUCGUGGCACAAAGGUUGGCACUGGAACCAAGGCUCUGGAGUACUGGUGCCGAGUGAACACCCAAGGAUACAAUGGAGUCAAGGUGGAGAACAUGACGACUUCGUGGCGCGACGGCCUGGCCUUCUGCGCCAUCAUCCAUCACUUUCGACCGGAUCUCAUAGAUUUCAACAGUUUGAAGCCAGCCGAUAUCUAUGAGAACAACGAUUUGGCCUUCACCACGGCCGAGAAAUACUUGGGCAUUCCGGCGCUGCUCGAUGCAUCGGACAUGGUUUCGUAUGAAGUGCCCGACAGACUGUCCAUUCUAACGUAUCUAUCCCAGUUCUACAAGGUGCUCGGCAAGGGCCUCAAGCAUCCGAAGCCGGAGGAGAAGUUUCCCGAGGAACCCGAGGAGCCACCGCAGAAGAUGAUGCAUAUUGUGGGAAUGCCCCGGCGUGAUAAGUGCCAGAAAUGCGAGCUCCCGGUUUUUCUGGCCGAACGAGUCCUAGUGGGGAAGCGGGCUUAUCACCGCACUUGCUUGAAAUGCGCCCGCUGUUCCUCAUUACUCACGCCCGGGAGUUUUUACGAAACGGAGGUCAAUAAUAUCUACUGCUGCGAGACUUGUCCCGAUGAGGAGAGUGAAUCAGAGGGCGAUCAAAGUCCCGAUCGAUCUAGUUAUCAACAGGAAGACGUGGAAGACAAUGAAAGUGCCUCUUUGAGCAGUAAAACGCCGUCCAAGUUAGCUGAACAAACUGAAGAUGAUAAACCUAUAAGUACUGAGCAAAGUGAUCAGCUAGAAGUUGAUCCUGCAGCGCCUGCUUUACCUGCUACUGCUCCACCACUAGACGAGGAAGACAGAGUUCUUCCCGAAGAAAGUAAUGAACCAACAGAGGAACUUAAGAUCUCUACCGUUGCACUAGACAUUGAGGAUACCCAUCCUCCUGUAGAAACAAUUCCAUCGGAAAAAACUGAUGAACAAGAAGUGAUUAGCCCGAACAAUUCGUCGGAUAUACUCAUUCCAGAGACAGAAGAAGCGCCGAUUCCAGAAAAUGACCCCCAAGAAGCCUUUAAGCCUGAAAACAAUAUAGAAAGUAGUACAGAAAAUGAAAUUUUCUCAAAAACAGACAGCUGCUCUAAGCAGGAAAAACAGGAAAAUCUCGAGUCUCCCAAGGAGAUUACAAGUGAGACAACAUUAGCUGAAACUGAGUAUCCAGAGGAUCUAAAUCCUUUCAAAGAUGAUGAUUCGAUUAAGGGAGCCAAUCCCUUCGACAGCUCCGACGAUGAGGUGGAGCUUCUCAAAGACAUUCCAGCCCAAAAGAGCCAAAGCUCAGUUAUAAAAAGAGAUAAAGUAGUACCGCCCCGUCCACCGCCACCUAAAAUAGGCCCAGCCUUUGCUAAGCCCUCAGAGGAUCAACAUUCCAGCCCAACACUUUCGCAAGGCAAAAAAUUGCCGAUGCCUACGCCUAGAAUAUCUAUUUCAAAACCAGAAAACCAGAAAAACAAUUGCAACAUCUCCUCUUCGUCAACGGAGCACUUGGAUAACUUGAGACCAUUCGACCGUGGAGCAGAUGACCGUGGCUCAAGUGUCUCCUUGCCAUCCGGUAAUGCCCCGCGCAAACCACUUCGUGCCCCAGUUGCCCAGAGUCCAUUGAAAAGCGAUGACCUAAGUCCCACCACCAGUCUCAGCUCCAUUACUUCUCCAAUGCGCAAGAAGCGCCAAGCACCCUUGCCUCCAAAGCAGGCCAACUUUGAGAGUGAUCCUGGAUUUUCCAAACUAUCGGACGAACAAAAGGUCCGAAGAUUGAUACCGCUUGACCAGAGCUUGCUCUCCGAUGAAGCAACCGAGUCGAGCAAUUACGACGACAGCUUGAGUACCUCAAAUGCAGACGAAGAGGUAAACGUGGUAUAUCGUCGCAUUUUGGUGCCACCAACUCAGCCCGAAAACCUAAGUGAACGAAGCGAGGAGGAUAAGAAGAACCCGAUCGUCUAUAACGACUUUGAUAGGAACGUCAGCCCCUUGGGCUACAAUAAAUCAACGCAUGGCAAGUGGAAGAGGCGGAAGGGACCAGCUCCAGCGGUCCCAAUACCACCGCGAAAAGUCUUGCAACGUCUGCCGCUGCAAGAAAUUCGCCACGAAUUCGAAAUUAUUGCCGUGCAGCAGUUGGGUCUCGAGAAACAGGGCGUUAUACUCGAAAAGAUGAUCAGGGAUCGUUGUGAGCGCUCCUUGGAUGCCGCAGAAACCGAUGGUGCCGAAUCGGUGGAUUCUGAGAUAACCAACUCCAAGGAGGUAGAAGAUCUUAUAUUGCAACUUUUCGAGCUGGUCAACGAAAAGAACGAAUUGUUCCGCAGGCAAGCAGAGCUCAUGUACCUUCGACGACAACAUCGUUUGGAACAGGAGCAGGCCGACAUUGAGCAUGAAAUUCGAGUAUUAAUGGGUCAGCCGGAGCAUAACAAAACCGACUCAGAUAAAGCCCACGAAGAAGUAUUAAUCAAUCGCCUUGUGAAGGUGGUUGAGAUGCGCAACGAGGUAAUUGAUAGCCUAGAGACUGAUAGAGUUCGCGAGGCUCGAGAGGAUAUGAGCAUUAAGAACCGACUGCAUAUCUACAAUUCCGAGCGCGAGGAGCCAGUUGACCCGAAAACCGCAGACAAGUCGUCCAAGAAAUUGUCGAAGAAGGAACGAAAGAAACUUAAGGAGGAGAAUAAAUUGGGCAAGGGGAGGAAAUCGGACCUCGAUAAGGACGUCGACGAGUCGGAACCAGCACCAGCUUUGGAAAAGAUUAAAAAGAAACGGAACCUUUUCUUUUUGAAGAUGUGAAGAAUGUAGGGAGCGAUUUUGUAUGCGUCGAACAAUUUAAUUUUAUUUUAUGUAAAUUUAUAACCUAUUAAGUUUUUCUAUUGCCAUAAAUGAGCAUUUCAAUAAAUACAA